Messenger RNA from Symbiodinium pilosum, 1353 nucleotides. Lineage: Eukaryota; Dinophyceae; Suessiales; Symbiodiniaceae. The record is from the annotation of a GenBank genome assembly.
AUGGAGCCCACGAGACCUGAAGUGAUUCGGGGAAUACCCGUCUUCAAGGCCUUGAAGAUACUCCGUGGAGGUUGUCUGCGCAGAGGCAGGGGACAGUUUUACUCCCUUUCGCAGAGAACUCCAGAGCUAGCUCAGUUUUGGUCCCAUAGUUGGAGAACCAGCCCCUUGCUGAAGUACCGCUGCGUCUUAUACUUGAACAACGGCUUGCCGGCAUUCUUCGUGGGGAUCUUAUUCUCUUUGACAGCUGCUUGCCUCUACAUUGCUGGAAUCCUGCCAGCAACGGCUGUCAGAGAAGGGGUUGACUGUGUGUGGUGCACACCGGCCGGUGCCCUGGGGUACCUCGUUGGUCUUCUCAUUUGGAAGAGACGCAAGAAGGUUUUCUUGGAUGUCGCAUGCAUAGACCAAACCAAUCAGAAGCGCAAAGCUGAAGGUCUCGUGAGCAUGGGCGCCUUCCUAAAAAGCUCCGAAAGUCUGCUGGUGCUGUGGGAUUUGACAUACACUUGUGACUAUGUGGGAAGGAAAGCAAACCUUGUGGUUUGCCCAGUUUCUGUGGGCGUGGUGCUCCUCUUCGGACAUUUUGCCUUGGCUCUUUUUCACCUGCUGUUCAUGAUCUUGCCUGUGCCAGCUGCACCAGCUGAUUUCUGGCCCGUGGGCGUUAUCAUAGUAGUAGGUCUAUGCUUUCCGAGCUACACCGCGCUGGCAUACAUCGCCCUUGAGCACACCCGAAGCAUUGACAAAAUCCAUCGCCAAGUUCAGAACUUCACAAUGGAGCAUGCUUCAGCUGCCUGCUGCGCUAUGCAGCAUGUUACUAGGGGCGGCCAGCCGAUACUUUGCGACCGUGUUAUCAUUUCUCGUUGCAUUACUUCCUGGUUCGGGUCAUUGCAGAGCUUUGAAGACAAUGUGCGGAGCCAGGUGCGAGAGGUUCUGGUCCACCAGUUGACGUAUAACACUUUCACCUACUCCCGCCUGGUGCAGCUCACCGCCCCGGCUCUGUUUUUCAAGCUUGACCGCCUGGCCCACAGUGUAGUCCGUGACGGAAAGCUUCCCGUCGAUCAAGUGCUCACAAUCAUAGAUGACUGGUUGAUCUUUCUGCCAACUCUGUUUUUGAUCCAUUUGCAGCUCACCUACAGGCUGCGUGGGUGUUGCGGAACGAAGCUCAAGCAGCUGUUGGCCUCUUUCUUGGUUGUUCUCGUGGGGAUCUUCAGCUAUGUGGUAGUCGCAGCCGGCGAGGCCGUAUGCUUAUUUCUCAUUGAAGACAUAGCUUUGGCAAGACUUGUCACCGUGCUUGUGCUUCUGCCACUUGCCUUGUUCGUGUGGUGGCGAGUUCCCCGCCCUGAAAAGGCGCUGACAUGA